This is a messenger RNA of Colletotrichum siamense, 1506 nucleotides long. RefSeq names its product Indoleamine 2,3-dioxygenase (gene BNA2-0). Gene Ontology annotation, cellular component: cytoplasm. Bases 1 to 1506 code for a protein of 501 amino acids. Gene Ontology annotation, molecular function: indoleamine 2,3-dioxygenase activity; metal ion binding; heme binding. Gene Ontology annotation, biological process: 'de novo' NAD+ biosynthetic process from L-tryptophan. The record is from RefSeq and is a predicted model, not a curated record. The transcript has a single exon. NCBI's taxonomy places the organism in Eukaryota, Fungi, Ascomycota, Sordariomycetes, Glomerellales, Glomerellaceae.
AUGCUUCCACCCAUCCCCGUCUUGUCCGAUUACGGAAUCUCGCCAAAACAUGGAUUCCUUCCAGACGUUCUGCCGUUGACCCGACUGCCGGAUCCCUACUAUAAUAAGUGGGAGGCAGUUGUUGCCAACCUUCAAGCUCUGGUUCUAAGCCGUCGCCUUCGCCCGGUUGUCGACCGCUUGCCAGUCCUCUCCACCAUCGGUCUGGAACAUGACGCAGAAUGGCGGAGAGCCUACUCCCUGCUGUGCUUCAUGGCACACGCGUAUGUUUGGGGUGGCGAUGAACCAUGCGACCAGCUGCCCCCGGCCAUUACCAUCCCGCUCCUUGAGAUUUCCAACCAUCUGGAGCUACCUCCCGUAGCCACCUACGCUGCCCUCUGUCUGUGGAACUUCAAGCCUCUUUUCGUCGACGAAGACAUCGAUAAUCUCGAGAACCUAGCCACCCUGAACACCUUCACCGGUUCGCUCGAUGAAUCCUGGUUCUACCUUGUCUCCGUGGCUAUUGAAGCUCGCGGGGCUCCAAUCAUCCCGCUCAUGCUGGAUGCUGUUGCUGCCGCUCGACAAGAAGAUGCUGCCACCGUCACUCAUAGCCUGCGUGCUUUUGCGGAACGCAUGACAGAUUUGACCAAUAUCUUGCAGCGCAUGCAUGAAAGCUGCGAUCCCAACAUUUUCUACAAUCGCAUCCGAAUUUUUCUCGCAGGCAGCAAAAACAUGGCUGAGGCUGGGCUUCCAGACGGUGUCAACUACGCCGACGGCUCCGGCAAGGAGGAUUAUCGCCAGUACAGCGGCGGUAGCAAUGCACAGAGCAGUCUCAUUCAGUUCUUUGACGUUAUCCUUGGAGUUGACCAUCGUCCGACCGGCGAGAAGCGUGAUCCCUUCUCCGAGUCGGAGCGUGAGUCUCGAGCCCCUGUUCCGCAGCACAACUUCAUCAUGGAAAUGCGCCGCUAUAUGCCAGGCCCGCAUGCACGCUUUCUCAAGGAUGUCGCCGGUGUCGCCAAUAUCCGCGAGUUUGUCGAAAGCCACAAACAGGAUCGUCAGCUUUGUCUGGCGUAUGAUGCUUGCCUGGCAAUGCUGAGUGCGUUCCGUGAUAAGCACAUUGCCAUCGUCACUCGCUAUAUCAUUCUACCCUCGCGAGAGGUGCGCGCCCGAAGCAGGUCGAGAAGCCCUGAGGCCGCACGCCAGCGAAUGAACUUGGCCGUCGCUUCGCGGCAGCGCCAAUCUAAUGCUCAGGGAAACAACCUGGAAGCUACCGGGAAGAAUAAGAAAUUGACAGGCACUGGCGGGACCGCACUCAUCCCGUUCUUGAAACAGGCGCGAGAUGAGACUGGUGAGCCGGCCAUCGAGGAAUGGACUCGCCGCUUUAUGAAGAGAACGAACAAGCCGGAAGGCAAGGGAGACUUCUUCCUGGGCAAGUCAGACUUGCCUGGUCCCGGCGUCGAAGUUGAGGUCAGCGGUCUGGCCGGUACCUGGACUGUCGAUGAUGAUAUUGGCGCCAUUUGUCACUACUAA